Molecule: messenger RNA, 2676 nt
Organism: Pyricularia pennisetigena
Lineage: Eukaryota; Fungi; Ascomycota; Sordariomycetes; Magnaporthales; Pyriculariaceae
Exons: 2
Coding region: 1-2676 (891 amino acids)
Biological process (GO): regulation of chromosome condensation
Source: RefSeq, a predicted model, not a curated record
AUGCUAUCAACUGCUACCGACGUUGGCUCGGCGCCAAAACGCAAGAUCGCAAACACGUACGGGAAGAACCGAAAUCGAAAUGCGGUACCAGGAACUUCAGAGGGUGCUUCAUCUACCAAGCCCACCUCAUCCAAACCAACGUCGCUGUCGAGACCAAAGCUAAAGGGCGAAAAUGCGUCGGCGCGCACUUCCACCACUGUCCCAUCGCCAGACGAUGAGGAGGGGGAUCCAUAUGACUUCCCAGAUGAUGCCGCCGCUCCCGUUGUGAAGAAACAUUCUAGCUACCGCUCUGUCGCAAAACCCGCGCAAUCGGCCGCCACCACUUCCGGCUCUUCUCUUGACCCUCGCACCACCAUGAAAAGGAAACCAACACACCCUCCAAGUGCUAGGUUACCCAAGAAGCAGAGAUCUUCGAGCCCUGAGGUGCUGUCAGAGUCAAGUCACUCGCCAAAACCAUCAGUCGCCGAUCGUCAACCACAACUAAGUUCUAAGCUGAUAAAGGGGAGUGCCCGCUCCCUACAGUCAGAUACUGCCGCUAGGUCUUCGUCGAGCAGCUCAACCACGGAAGGUGGGAAGCAACGGUCCAUCCCAAUCCGCCCAACACGAACAUUGGAGAAACCGGUGCUUAAAACUCAGAAGAACCCUCCGGUAGAUUUUCAUCUUUUGGAUGCAAUUGGCCCCACGACUGAAGCGACAAUAGGAGAACGUACAACACAGAGACGAAGUCCGGAAAAGCAACCAAGACCUAUGCUCAAGAAAGACACCGUGUCUUACAGCAGUGCGUCACAUGCAGGUACUGCCAAGUUGCAGAGACCAACGCAGUCUGUAACUAGGAAGAACGUCUCCUCCCCUGAUAUCAGCACAACAACGACACCUCCCGCCAAACGCAGACCGCGGCUUAUUGACACGCUCAAAGCUCAGGCUGAGAACAACUCGUCUUCAUCUUCGGACGAGGAUGAAAACGGGUUCCGGGAAACUCCUCGGAGUCGGAGCAGGGAGCACGUCCAUGAUUUCAAAGCUUCGCAGACGUCAAGCCCUCAACCCUCACAGCAUUCGGAAACACCAAGAGCACGAACAUUAACACGACACGGCUCAAUGCCAAAGAAGCCGGGCCUCAAGUAUACCUACAGUCAGCAGCGGACCAUGCUUGCCGACGACUCUAUGCUGGAUGGUCUUGACCCCCUCAAGGCCGAGGAGUUGGCAUUCUCACAGCCUCUUUUAGCACCAAGCGAGCCACAAGCGAGCGCCUACGACUUCGACGAUGGCCUGGUAGAAGAUGCGGCUGCUUCAGGGGCUGUGCGAGGUAUUCAUGAGUUACGAAGGGCAGGGGCGAACAACAGAACGACAGACGAAAUGAACGACAUAUUAGAUAGGAUUGGAGUGCCUAGCGCAAAGGCUUCCUCGGUACGAAGAAGCGCGCUGCUUGAGAUGGCUACCCAGGUUCAAGAUAAGACAUUCCGUCGGCAGUUCCUCAUCCACGACAAUGGUACGACGAGUCUCCUCAAAGGUAUCGGCACUGAGACGGACCCAAUCGCUGCAUACCUGAUUACUGCCAUCCUCACAACACUAUUGGCAACUGCAACCUCCUCUCAUCUCAGCCGCCAGCUGCAGCUUGAAGACCUGGCUAAAGUCAUGGGGCUUUUACUUAUCUAUGAAAAUGAUAUUGCUGUAUUAGCAAAAGACCGCAAAAGCAAUCUCUCAAAGUUCACACAAAACACGCUUAUGCGCGUCAAGGACUCUUUGUUACAGAUGAAAAUAUGGGAGCCAUCAACGUCGCUUUCUCAACUGUCACCUCGGACGCUCGCAUUGAUGUGUAUGCAUCAAAUUCAACAACAGACGCCGGUGGAAGAGCUAUUGACUGCAGAUCUCACCGCCCAACUCUUUGAGAUCCUGGCAGCGCCUGCCGAGCGCCGCGAGGCGCUCAGUUGGCAUUCGCCUGGACAAGCUGAGCCUAUGGAUAUGUUUCUCGUCCUUUCCAUAUUAGUGGCAUAUUCGCCCGAAGUUAUGCAAUCGGAGGCCGCCGGGGUCUGGAACAUGAAGCACUUGCCCACAAUUGCCAGCGUCUUGGAAACGUCGCUGUCCCAGAGGAUAGAUCAACUGGGAGAUCUCGAGAUCCUUAUUCUUCAGUUGACACUAAACACUUCUAAUGGCAACCAGGCAGGCCAGACCAUAUUGCUGGAGAAGGGACUUCUUCGCAACUUGGCGCAGGCGGCACAUACAAUGUUCGACUCGGUCUUGCAAUCGAUAACAAACAACACUUUUGCCAAACCCGUUAUCGACACUCUGACUAUUCUUUUGGGACUUAUGAUCAACUUGUCGGAGCACUAUGAGCUUGCUGGUACUACAUUGAAAGAUUUUGAGCCGUUUGACCAACUUGUCAGCUUCUUCCACGGCUACAGUUCGAGAACGCAAGAGGCAAAAGAGAAGGCUUCGCUCAACGUUGCCUUUGGAUAUCUCGCUGUUUUGCUAGGCUGUCUAUGCCGACACAGGCCUACACGGAAGCGGUUCGAGGCGCUAAAUUUGAGCAAGACUAUCAGACCUUUGAUUAGCGCGAUACAGGAAUUUGCUAAACAUCUCGAGACUACACAUGCGAAAUUUGGCGUCGAGGGAGACCCUAACGCACUCUCUCAGAUUGAGCGCCUGCGCAUUCUCAUUGAUGAAUUGGAGGGCAUCUAG